AUGAGCACAAAAACUGGAGCGAGGCCUCCAUCUUGUUUUCAAAGACAAAAAAUCAAGCACAAUGUAGAUACCAAAAUAGAUUUACCAUAUUACCAAGAAUUGCAGGAUUUUACUAAGGAUUUACCUAAAAUAGAAAUCGGACAUGCACGAAAACCUCCGCCACCAAUUGAAUUAACACCAGGUCCUGGUGACUAUGAUCCUCCACCAUCAGAAAAAGAUACAAGGAUUUCACAUAAAAUUGUCGAAACGCCAAGAUACCAAGAGCGAUCGAUUACCGCAGGAAUUGACUUUAUAAACAAUAGAGUAUUUCCACGUGUUCUUAAAACAUCUAUUGGUGUUCGCGAUGGAAAGCAUUUUUAUUCAUCAAAUGAAUUAAUGACUCCUAGUUACUUUACACAUAGUAGUUUCGAAAACAGACCAAUUACCAUUGGCAACAAGAUACCAAUAAAAGAUGAAACAGCAAGUCCGGGUCCUAAAUAUAAAAUUACAGCUGUUAAACCUCGAGCUCCAGCUUUUACUAUGUCAGGACCUAAACGAAGAACUCUUUGGAUGUAUCCUGAUGGCGAUAGCGACGCUCCACCUCCAGCAACUUAUGAUUUAGCUCCUCUUUCACAAGGUGUUGGUUAUACAAUCGGACAUAGAAGUAGAUGCGGAAAACAAAAGAAAUUUUCUCUAAUUCCAAUUGGAACUUUCAUUGCAAAAGUUGAUGCUUCAAUUCCUCAGCAAGAAGCCGAAGAAUUUAUUGCUCAACACAAAGAAGUCAGGGAAAUGAUAGAAUUCGCACUCAACUCUACACUCAAAGAAAAACCACAAAACGUCAAGCAAUUCUUAUUUGAUUUGUUUACUCAAUAUCAAGAGAAACACGGACUCAAAAAGAAGAAAUCAAAGUAUCUGUAA
Messenger RNA from Trichomonas vaginalis G3, 897 nucleotides. RefSeq lists its product as uncharacterized. The record is from RefSeq and is a predicted model, not a curated record. NCBI's taxonomy places the organism in Eukaryota, Parabasalia, Trichomonadida, Trichomonadidae. The coding region runs from base 1 to 897 and encodes 298 amino acids. The transcript has a single exon.